Messenger RNA from Oenanthe melanoleuca, 1768 nucleotides. It is a transcript of the gene DELE1, whose product is annotated as DAP3 binding cell death enhancer 1. The coding region runs from base 221 to 1627 and encodes 468 amino acids. Gene Ontology annotation, molecular function: protein binding. The record is from RefSeq and is a predicted model, not a curated record. The transcript has 11 exons. Lineage: Eukaryota; Metazoa; Chordata; Aves; Passeriformes; Muscicapidae.
AUGGUGCCGCCGCCGCUCUAUCCCCGCUCCACGCCGCCCGCGCCGCUCUUUCCCCGCUCCGUGGCGGUGCUGCCGCUCCGCCCGCCCUCCCUUUAGCCGCCCUCAUCCCCGCUGUCCCCCUGCGCGCCCGCUGUGCCCGCAGCCGCGGCCCGCUGUGCCCCCGCCGUGCCCGCAGCCCGCCCGUCUCUAUGCCCCGCGCGUUGCCGGCGGGGCGGGCGGGAUGUGGCGGCUGCUGCUGCUGGGCCGGGGCCGCUGCGCGCCCACCCCCGCCCGCCCCGCCUGUGCCCCGGGGCUGGGCGGCGGCCGCGGGCACAGCCCCGAGCGGGCGCCCGCGUGUCAGGAUGGCCCGGAGCGAGGAGGAGGACGGCGGCAGGCGCUGCCCGGACUGGUGCCCCGCUACUCCGUGCGGGAGGCGGUCACCUGGGGCGCUGUGGGCGCGCUGCUGCUGCAGCUGCUCCGGCAGAUCGCCUGGCUCCGGUCGCUGCCGGACUCCCGGACAGAGCGAAGGCUUCCCUGGCGUUCCUCGCUGCCCCCCAGGCCCGCAGUGGUGGCUGAAGGCUCAUCCAGCUGUCCUGGCGAGCAGCUGGGCUCCCAGAUCCUGCAGAAAGCAAGUGCAGAGGCUGUAGCAGAGGAUUCCUCCUCAGGCAGCCCCUCAGGGCGAGGAGACAGCCAGCCCUGGGCAGAAGCAGGGGACUUCCAAAUCCCUGUGAGCUCCAGGGUGGGGCCAGUUCUCCACAAUGCAAAGGGUGACCCAGCUCAGCGAGGGCAUUUAGAGGAAGCCGCUUUCCAAUUGCAGCAGAUUUUCCGAAUUGAUAUUUCCAUUGCCUUGAAUAUCCUUGGCAUCGAGAGCAUGAGGGCGGGGCACUGCCGGGCAGCCUUCACCUGCUUCAAACUGGCAGCAGAUCGAGGCUACAGCAAAGCCCAGUUCAACGUGGGGCUGUGCUAUGAGCACGGCAGGGGCACAGAGAAGGACUUGGAAAAGGCAGGUUUUUAUUACUGCCAGGCAGCCAGCAGCCAUCACCCCAUGGCCCAGUACCGCUACGCCAGGCUCCUGCUCCAGCACGGCCCUGGCAGCCCCUGGGACAGGCAGCACGAGGCUGUGGCACUCCUGGAGCAAGCAGCAGGGGCUGGCAUCACAGAGGCACAGGCUUACCUUGGAGUGUUCUACAUGAGGGGGCUGCAGCCCCAGGAGAAGAGAGGUCUGAAGUACCUGCUGCAGGCAGCAAACAGUGGGGAUGCCCAGAGCAGGUUCCACGUGGGCGUGUGCUACGAGCAGGGCCUGGGAGUGCGGCAGAGCCUGGCGGAGGCGCUGAGGCACUACCGGCAGUCAGCGGCCGCUGGCAACAGCCAGGCCCGGGACAGGCUGCAGGCCUGGCAGCAGGAGCUGCAAGAUGUGCACACAAAGCAUCCAUUCCCUUCAGGAUUAAGAGCCUCUUCCUCCAGCCCCAAUUUCUGGACUGUUGAGCCUGUGUCUCCAGGACAGUGUGGCCUCAGGCUGCCCCAGUCCUGGAGCACAGGCAGGCUGCAUGUGAUGCUGCUCAGCAGUGCAGGGUGGAGCCAUGCCCUGGGAGCCAGGACAGUGCCACUGGAGCUGCAGGGCUGGGAGCCCCAGCAGUGCUGGCAGUAGAGCAGGCAGUAAGUGACACAAGCAGGCAAGAGGGCAAGGAACCAGGCUGGCAGUGAAGGGAAAGAGAAAGCUCUCUGUUCAGGGAACAGGAGGUAUUUUUAAAUACCUGGAAUUUGAGAAUAAACCUUGUGAUAUCUCCUA